Chara braunii is the source of this 1499-nucleotide messenger RNA. The record is from the annotation of a GenBank genome assembly. Lineage: Eukaryota; Viridiplantae; Streptophyta; Charophyceae; Charales; Characeae.
GCGGACUUCUACUGGAUGCCCGUUCCCUCGACCGGACGAUCGCCGAAACCGCAUUGCAACGUGCUCAUGGCACAAUUGCGGGAUUACUUGCACACUGCAAUACCAACUCCGUUGAUGGACGUCGGAGUAGAGGUUGUCGACCUUCACAAUUACAUUGCGAAGAUCGACCGCGAGUUCAGGACACAAUGGUACGACGACAUCGACGUACCAUUGUUAUAUGUACGCAUUCAGAUCGGAGAGGCGACCUGCAGCGCUUUGAUCGAUUGCGGAGCAUCUCGCAACUACAUGAGCCAGGACUUUAUGGUACGCGUCGGCCUUGGCCCACGCGUCCGGAGGAAGUCCCAGCCUACGCAAGUCACGUUGCCAGACGGUCACACGCACAAGUCAAUCGACCGGUGCAUUGAUGACGUCCCUAUGUACUUUGCCCCCCAUGCAAGCGAGGCGGUGUCCUUUGAUAUAUUGGACACCAAAUUCGACAUGAUCUUGGGCAUGUCAUGGCUGCGAAGCGAGGAUCACCCCGUGAACUUCUACCGCCGCACCGUUCACGUUCGUGAUCGGAACGGAGUACUAGUCCCAUGCACGGUAGCUCCUCCUCACCCUUCGAUCAGCUGCCACGUGGUAUCCGCCGCAAGCAUGCGAGCUUCCAUCAUCAGAGACGACAUCGAGGAGAUGGCGGUGUGUUUUCUCCACGCCCUACCGCCCCAUGACGCUUCAUCGACGGACUCAUCUUCGGACCCACGCAUCACCGAGUUUCUCGACGCCUACGACGACGUGUUCGAACGCCCGCACGGAGUAGUACCGGAUCGGCCCGUCCGCCACGAGAUCAUCCUCGAGGACGGGGCUGUACCUCCACGCGGUUGCAUCUACCGAAUGAGCAAGGAAGAGUUAAGUGUGCUACGGGCACAAAUCGACGACCUUUUGGAGAAAGGUUGGAUUCGGCCUAGCUCAUCGCCAUACGGUGCUCCUGUUCUCUUCGUCCGGAAGAAGAACAAGGAUUUGCGGUUGUGCAUCGAUUAUCGCAAGCUAAAUGCACAAAUGGUCAGAAACGCCGGUUCUCUUCCACUCAUCGACUACCUCCUCGAACGGCUGGACGGUGCUCCUGUUCUCGUCCGGAAGAAGAACAAGGAUUUGUGGUUGUGCAUCGAUUAUCGCAAGCUCAAUGCACAAACGUUCAGAAACACCGGUUCUCUUCCACGCAUCGACGACCUCCUCGAACGGAUGGGCAGCGCCAAGUUCUUCUCCAAGCUUGACCUCAAGUCGGGAUAUCACCAACCCGAGAUUCGGCAGGAGGACCGCUACAAGACCGCGUUUAAGACGCGAUAUGGGCAUUUCGAAUGGCUGGUUAUGUCAUUUGGCCUUACGAAUGCCCCAGCCACUUUCCAAGCACCAACACCACGGACGUUUGUUCAUUCAUGGGGUUGGCGGGCUACUAUCAGCGAUUCAUCACCGGAUACUCAAGGAUUGUCGCACCUAUAACGAGAUUACAAUUGCCAAAAGUG